GAACACAUCCUUUACAUGGGAGUUACAACCCAUUCCAACCCCAAAACACCUCUACCAUAAUCAAAUUAACUACAUACCAAUCAGCCAAAAAUGGCCGACACCGACCCCGUAAUAACAUUCACCCAAGACCCCAACAUGGCCCUAAACCUGGACCUGAACACCCAAGAAAUCCUCCUCGCCGCAUCCACCCACAACAUCCCGCUUCUCCGGCGCCUCAUCCGCGAGAACCAAACGCCCGGAAACCCCGCCAACGUCAAGGACCCGGAGACGGGGUUCUCGCCGCUGCACGCGGCCAUUGCUGCGUGCGAGGAGGAGGAGGAGGAGGAGGAGAACAAUGAUGCCGAGAAGCAGACGAAUGGCGUCGACUCAAAUGCCGAUGGGGACAGCGCAGGCGUCGUCGAAACAGUCAAGUACCUGCUCGGCGAGGGCGCGAUCUGGAAUGAUCUGGAUCUGAAUGAUGAGACACCGGGAUGUAUUGCGAGACGGCUGGGGUUGAUGGAGGUUUAUGAGAUGAUUGUGGAUGCGGGGGUUCGGGCGGAGUUGUUGUUGGGCAGGUUGGAGGAGGGGUGGGAGGCGUUGGGGGAUGAUGAUGAUGAUGAUGAUGAAGACGAAGAAGAGCAGGAGGGAGAGGGUGUCGAAGAAGCUACUACUGCUGUUGAAGCUGAAGCUGAAGCUGCUACCACUGAAGAACAACCAGCAGCAGCAGCAAGAGAAGACCCCUCCGUCACGCAACCGCGCUACCUCGACUCGAACCUAACCUUCACAAACGACCGACUUCUGGACAGCGACCAAAAUGGUGUGAUGAUGUCGUGGGAAUCUACUAUCAUGGAGAAGUCCGCGGCGAAGCUGCUCCCCACCCCCGGGCUGCGGGUCAUGAACAUCGGGCACGGGAUGGGCAUUGUCGAUACGUUUUUGCAGUCGCAUGGCCCCAGUGAGCACCAUAUUGUGGAGGCGCACCCGGAGGUCGUGGCGGAGAUGAAGCGCAAGGGAUGGGAUCAGAAGCCUGGAGUCCGGAUCCAUGAGGGCCGGUGGCAGGAUGUGUUGCCUGCGUUGGUGGGCGAGGGAGUGGUGGUUGAUGCGAUCUACUAUGAUACGUUUGCCGAGUCGUAUAGUGAUUUCCGGGAGUUCUUUUCGGAGCAGGUGAUUGGGAUUUUGGAGCAGGAUGGAGAACAUGGGAGUGGGCGUUGGGGAUUCUUUAAUGGGAUGGGCGCUGAUAGGCAGAUUAGUUAUGAUGUUUAUCAGAAGGUGGUGGAGAUGGAUCUGUUUGAGGCUGGGUUUGAUGUCGAGUGGGAGGAGUUGGAGGUGCCGGCGUUGGAGGGUGAGUGGGAGGGUGUGAGAAGGCCGUAUUGGCGGAUUGAGAAGUACCGGUUGCCUAUCUGUAAGUUUAUGGAUUGAGGUGGAUAGAAAUUUGGUUGGUGUUGCUAUAGUACUAUAUAGACAUUGCUUGUGAUGUAUCUCCAUCUAUGGCAUCUUGGGUAAUCAUGUACAC
This is a messenger RNA of Aspergillus neoniger CBS 115656, 1489 nucleotides long. It is a transcript of the gene rmt2, whose product is annotated as protein-arginine N5-methyltransferase. Lineage: Eukaryota; Fungi; Ascomycota; Eurotiomycetes; Eurotiales; Aspergillaceae. Gene Ontology annotation, molecular function: protein arginine N5-methyltransferase activity. Bases 91 to 1395 code for a protein of 434 amino acids. The record is from RefSeq and is a predicted model, not a curated record. Gene Ontology annotation, cellular component: cytoplasm; nucleus. Gene Ontology annotation, biological process: peptidyl-arginine methylation. The transcript has 2 exons.